AAUUGCACCAUUAUGCGUCUUCACUUGAUGGAACUCACUUGGUCGCGAUUCUUUCACAAAAAUCUGAACAGUCAGCAAACCGUAGUGUUGCGAUGUGGCUCUCAUUUUGGGCUGUCGCAUUUUUCCUUCGGUUCUCAGAGGCAGGUGUUUCAGAUGCUCAGUAUGGGUUGAUGCCCGAGCUGUUUUAUCUGGACAAUUUCGAUCAGUGCAUGCUCAAAGGGGAGGCGGCUUUAUUUUGCGUGUUUACCUUCGAGUUAGGGCCUACACCCGAUACCAACAGCAAAAUAUGGGAGAUAAUCAAGAAUGUUAGCGACAAUCCGCUCAACUACAGACACGAUCAGUUGCGGCAUGGAAUUUGCGUGCCCGAAACCUGCAAAACCCAUUAUAAUGAUUCCUCAAACACCAUCACUCAGGCCAUUCAAGCUUGCUACAAUGAGAAACUCCAGACUCUCGGACUGGGAGGAAAUGUGGUUUUCCUCCAUUGCCAAACGCCGCAUUCAGACUAUCCGGUUGAUGUUUAUGACAUAGCUUUUGGAGCCAUAUUGUUUGUGUACUGCGCUUUUGUGGUUUUUGCCUCCAUCUACGAAAGGCAUUUGGUAGCGGGUGGCGAGAGCAAGUACCUGGUGAACAGCUCAAAGAAUGAGUUUGUAGCGUUUCAAAGCACCGGAAGCGAUAGGAACACUUACACCGUUCCAGUCCAAGCAAAGUCCAAUUCCAAGAAGAAUUUGCUUCAAAUUAAACGCUCAGUUGGAGCAUUUAUAUCAGCGUUCUCGGUGCCGAAGAACUGGUACAGACUGAGAUCAACCACCUCGAAUCCAGACCAUCGCAAGCUGCGCUCGAUUCAAGGGAUGAGGUUUUACACCAUCAUGUGUGUGGUGGCUAUUCACACCAUCAUGAACCAUUUGGGGGGCCCGGUAGCUAAUCCCCAGUAUACGGAAAAUAUAACCAAACCUAUCUUGAACAUGCUGCUGAUAAACGGUUGGUAUGUGGUCCAGACUUUCUUUGUCAUUUCCGGCUGGUUGUUGGCCUACCACUUCUUCAUGGAAACUUCCAAAAUACCCGACUUAAAACUGAGUUAUCUCGUCUGGAUAAUUUUGCAAAGAUUCGUUAGAUUGGCUCCUGCCAUUGCUGUUAUGGUGGGCUUCCAUGGCACCUGGCUGGUUCAUAUGGGCAGAGGACCGUACUGGGACCAGUUUAUUGGCGAAGAGACCAGAAACUGUCGCAAAAAUUGGUGGACUAAUUUGCUCUUUGUCAAUAACUACGUUGAUAAGCUCAAUAUGUGUUUGCAGCAAACGUGGUACGUGGCAGCUGAAAUGCAGCUGUUCGUUGGCGCUGUUUUCGUGCUCUAUUUUGUUAAAAAGUAUCCCAGCUUGCUGAAGUACGCAUUUUCCAGUAUGUGCUUUGUGGGAAUCCUGAUUCCUGGCAUUAUCGCCUAUGUGAAUAAGUACGAUAUUAUCGUGCGCCAGUAUCCAGAGACUAUGUACAAUUUGAAUGCCUUAAGGCUGGAGUAUUGGCAUCAACUGUACAGCUCGGGGUACUCAAACAUUGCCACCUAUUCCAUAGGGGUGAUUUUUGGAUAUCUGUUCUACCAACAUCGCAGCACAACAUUCCCCAUUCGAAUGGUGCACAAAAUCCUUUGGUGGAUUUUUACGUUCGGAAUGUGUCUCUCCGUGGUACUAAUAGCGGUGGUGUUUUACGACCCCUCCUUUGUGGUGACUCCGCUAAACAGUGCCGUCUACUGGUCAGCAGGCAAAACCCUCUUCGCGCUGGGCAUCGCCAUCGGCAUCUUCGGCUUCAGCCAGAAGAUCGGCUGGUUUGCUCGAUGGUUCAUCGAGUACCCUCCAGUAGAAGUACUGGGGCGGCUCACUUAUAGCACCUACAUCACGCACGUGGCUUAUUCCCGACUGCAACUCGGCUAUCGAAGAUAUCCAGUGGCCGCCAACGAUGCCAUGAUGUUUUUGGCUGUGCUGGGAGACAUCACUUUGGCCUAUCUGACUGGAACGGUGUUUUGUCUGCUGGUGGAGAUGCCGAUUUCCGCGUUGCAGAAGCUGUGGAAUAGUGGCGGUGAUGGUAAGCCGAGGACGAUGGUGCGGAAGUCGUCCGAAAAAUCGUUGGAGACGCUGGAUAUGUCCCAGCAUAACAUCAAUGUGUAGCCCAUUAGCGCGCUUCGAUCAGAUUUCCUCUUCGGUCUUGUUCUUGUUCGAGGAAGAGCAAGGAGUUCAUUCGAUGAAUAUAGUCAUUGAAAAAAUUCUAAAAAAGCAAAUCUUGCCUAUCUGGCUGAAGGCUCUAUUUAAGUAUAUGAUAAUUAUAUUUUUUUACUAAAAAUAUAUUUACUGGAUUAUUCCGAAUAUACCACACGGAAGAUUGCGGAUAAACCACCUAAUUUUCACAAAAUAUUAUUUCAUUUCAUUGGCGCCUCUCUUGAAAUGUCGGAAAACUUUUUCUAUUUUGGUUUGAUUGAAGGGGUAUUUAACCAAGAAACGCAACAAGCACAUCUCCGAUUUCUCUUAUUGGCAAAAAAUUAAUUAUUAAAUAUCGGCGUCUACUAUAGUGCUACCGCAAAAGAUUUGAACACACUAAGGGCGACUGAUGCGAAACUUGGGCGACUUAUAAGCAACUCUGAGUUAUAUUCAGAGGCGCAUCGGACAUCUUCCAGUACGCCCAUUGCCGAGAAAUCCAUAAUCGAAAAUUAGCUUCUAAGGGGAGAACGCAGUAAACACAUUUGCACACGAUAAUUAAAAAACUGGUAAAAACUCAGCAAAAAGUGCGGUUUAGGUGAUUUGCUGAACUUUCAAAAGAACAUAGUUCUAUCAGUGUAACAAUCAUUUCUGGAGUUUCUCUCGUUGUCCCAAAAUAAUCUGUUGAAUAUUAGCCUCUAACGUGAUAC
This is a messenger RNA of Dendroctonus ponderosae (mountain pine beetle), 2887 nucleotides long. Its product is annotated as nose resistant to fluoxetine protein 6. The transcript is spliced from 13 exons. The record is from RefSeq and is a predicted model, not a curated record. Bases 93 to 2153 code for a protein of 686 amino acids. NCBI's taxonomy places the organism in Eukaryota, Metazoa, Arthropoda, Insecta, Coleoptera, Curculionidae. Gene Ontology annotation, molecular function: acyltransferase activity, transferring groups other than amino-acyl groups.